Molecule: messenger RNA, 1032 nt
Organism: Vigna radiata var. radiata (mung bean)
Lineage: Eukaryota; Viridiplantae; Streptophyta; Magnoliopsida; Fabales; Fabaceae
Exons: 1
Coding region: 1-1032 (343 amino acids)
Source: RefSeq, a predicted model, not a curated record
AUGGAGGUUGUUAUUCACCAUGGGGGUAAGUUCAUCAAAGAGGGGUGCCCGAAGUAUGAAGGACACAUUGAUACCAUGCUUUUUGAUCCUGACGUGUGGUCAUAUUUUGUUGUAGUGAGUGUAGUAAAAAGUUUAGGGUAUGAUGGUUUUAAGGAAUUGUGGUUUUCUGUUGGAUGUGGUCCUGUUUUGGAUGAUAGGCUAGAACCAUUGUGUGAUGACGUAGGUGCCAUGCGCAUGGUCAAUUUAGCUACCUUAAAUGGACAAGUUCAUUUAUAUGUUGUGCACAAUGUGUCUGAAGCUGAAGUGAUUCAAAUGAUUGAAUACAACGUUGAUGAAGGAGGUGACGAAGAUGUUCCUCAGGUUAAUGAGUUUGGUGAGGGUGCAAAAGUUGCACCUGAGGUAAAUGAGUGUGAGAUGAUAGAAGCUGAGGUUGAGGGAGGUGAUGCUGAGAGGACAAAAGACUUAGACGUGCAGGGAAAGGAACCUGAGGUUGAGGAACGUAAUGGUGAAGAAGUUGUGGUUGAGGAAGCUUUGGAUGAGGAGGUAGUGGUUGAGGAGGUUGUGGUUGAGGAGGUUAUGGUUCAGGAGGUUGUGGUUGAGGAAGCAUCUGAAGUGCAUGUUGAGGAAGUUGUGGUUGAGGAAGUGCACGAAGAGGGUGAUAGGUUAAAUGGGGAGGCUUACAGAAUAGAAGUAGAAGACUUAGAUGUAGAAGACUUGGACGAUAUAGAAGUAGAAGUCCGUGAUGGUGAUGAUGGUGAGAUGAAUAAUGAUGAUGGGCUAGUAAACAUAAAUGUGCAGUGUGAUUUACCUGAUAAUGAGACUGACAUGGAGGUUGAGGUAGAACCUUUUUUACCUGAAUCUGAGUCAGAUAGUGAAGAAGAUGAGAUUGAUGAUUCGAGUUGGUUUAAUGAUGAAUGGGAAUUUGAGGACUUGACUUCUCCUCUAAUAAGUGAUGAAGAAAGUGAAGAUGAAGAGGGGUAUGGUGAUUUUUCUACCUUUAGUAUGCCAAAAGAAAUGGUUGAUUUCAAGUGA